AUGCCUCUCGUAUCGGCACGCGCGGCGGUUGAAUUCAUAAAAGAGGAUUCAGAAGAGCGAAGAAUCGUCAUCCACAUUUCGUGUUCUCCCCAAAUCAACCUCAACAAACCAAGACAACAGAAAAUACCAAAUUGGACUUUUGACUUGAAGGACCACCAAGAACUCAACGUUGGGAUUGACGGCAAUAUAAAUAAUUGUGAUGAAAAAGCCAAGCAUAAUUCAGAAACCCAAAGAGAUACUAGUACUGUUGCAGAGAGAGGAGGAGGACAAGAAAAGGAAAUGGCUCCAUUGGCCGGCAGUUCGAUUCACCGGUCAUCUUCCCGGCCGCAGCUGGACCUCAGUGGGGCUGCUAUACAAGGAAAUUUUGAGGAAAGGGAUCCCACAAUUCUGUUGCCUAAUCAGUCUGAUGAUAUUUCUCAUUUGGCUUUGGAUAUUGGAGGAUCUCUCAUUAAGUUGGUUUAUUUUUCGAGAUGCGAGGACCAACCAAUAAAUGACAAGAGAAAAAAGACAAUUACGGCGAGAUUGGGUAUUUCUAAUGGCAAUAGAAGGAGCUACCCUAUUCUUGGCGGGAGACUGCAUUUUGUGAAGUUUGAGACAAUCAAGAUAAAAGAAUGCUUGGAUUUCAUCUACUCAAAGCAGCUUCAUCGUGGUGGAAUGGAUUCACGACGUUGGCAAUCCAAAGGUCCAAGCACCGAGAACACCGUAAUUAAGGCUACAGGUGGUGGGGCGUACAAGUUUGCCGAUCUCUUUAAGGAAAGACUUGGAAUUAGUAUAGAGAAAGAGGACGAAAUGAAUUGUCUUGUGGCUGGAGCAAAUUUCUUGCUCAAGGCAAUUCGACAUGAAGCUUUCACACAUAUCGAGGGUCAAAAAAUGUUUGUGCAGAUUGAUCAAAACGAUUUAUUUCCGUACCUUCUCGUGAAUAUAGGAUCUGGUGUUAGUAUGAUAAAGGUUGAUGGGGAUGGGAAAUUCCAGCGAGUUAGUGGAACAAAUGUUGGUGGGGGGACAUACUGGGGAUUAGGGAAGCUGUUAACAAAAUGCAAAAGUUUUGAUGAAUUAUUGGAGCUGAGCCAACGUGGUGAUAAUAGAACCAUAGACAUGCUUGUUGGCGAUAUUUACGGUGGAAUGGAUUACUCAAAGAUUGGUCUCUCUGCAUCAACAAUUGCCUCUAGCUUUGGCAAGGCAAUAUCCGAAAAUAAGGAGCUCGAUGAUUACAGACCUGAAGAUAUAUCUCUGUCCCUCCUGCGAAUGAUUUCCUAUAAUAUCGGCCAGAUAUCUUACUUAAAUGCAUUGCGCUUUGGACUUAAGAGGAUAUUUUUUGGAGGUUUUUUUAUCAGAGGCCAUGCCUACACUAUGGACACCAUCUCAUUCGCAGUUCACUUCUGGUCUAAAGGGGAAGCACAGGCAAUGUUUUUACGACAUGAAGGGUUUCUUGGAGCUUUAGGUGCAUUUAUGAGCUACGAAAAGCACGGUUUAGAUGACCUUAUGGUUCAUCAGCUAGUAGAAAGGUUCCCAAUGGGUGCACCGUAUGUGGGAGGAAAUAUCCAUGGUCCACCUCUAGGAGAUUUAAAUGAGAAGAUAUCGUGGAUGGAAAAGUUUGUGCAAAAGGGAACUGAAAUCACUGCUCCUGUUCCAAUGGCCCCUUCAGGAACCACUGGCCUUGGAGGCUUUGAAGUUCCAUCUUCCAAAGGAGAUACCUUGCGUUCUGAUGCAAGUGAACUAAAUGUUGGCGUUCUCUAUCUUGUACCCAGUUUAGAAGUGUUUCCACUGUUGGCAGACCCAAAAACAUAUGAGCCCAACACAAUAGAUCUCUCAGAUCGCAGUGAACUAGAGUAUUGGUAUACUGUCCUAUCAGAACAUUUGUCGGACCUUGUUGAUAAGGCUGUGGCAAGUGAAGGUGGCACUGAUGAUGCUAAGAGAAGGGGUGAUGCAUUUGCUCGUGCAUUCUCUGCGCACUUGGCGAGGUUAAUGGAGGAGCCUGCUGCAUAUGGAAAAUUGGGGCUGGCCAACCUUUUGGAAUUAAGAGAAGAGUGCUUGAGGGAAUUCCACUUUAUCGAUGCUUAUAGGAGCAUAAAGCAAAGGGAAAAUGAAGCAUCACUUGCAGUUCUACCUGAUCUUUUAAAGGAACUUGACAAUAUGACUGAGGAAGCAAGAAUGCUUACAUUAAUUGAAGGGGUACUUGCUGCAAACAUCUUUGACUGGGGAUCCCGUGCAUGCGUUGAUCUCUACCACAAGGGAACAAUUAUUGAAAUAUACAGAAUGAGUCGCAACAAAAUGCAAAGACCUUGGCGGGUGGAUGAUUUUGACAUUUUCAAAGAAAGAAUGUUUGGCUCCGGUGAAAUGAAGCCUGAGCCUCAUAAAAGAGCUUUGCUUUUUGUGGACAACUCAGGUGCUGAUAUUGUACUAGGAAUGCUUCCGCUUGCAAGGGAACUUCUGCGACGAGGAACUGAAGUUGUGCUGGUUGCCAACUCCCUUCCUGCACUAAAUGAUGUUACUGCUAUGGAGGUGCCUGAUAUUGUUGCUGAGGCUGCUAAGCACUGUGACAUUCUUCGGGGAGCAGCUGAAGCUGGAGGCCUACUUGUGGAUGCCAUGAUCAAUAUACAAGAUUCUUCAAAGGAAAGCUCGUCAUCAGUUCCCCUGAUGGUUGUUGAAAAUGGGUGUGGGAGUCCAUGCAUAGACUUGAGACAAGUCAGUUCAGAAUUGGCUGCUGCUGCCAAAGAUGCUGAUCUGGUUAUUUUGGAAGGGAUGGGACGAGCUUUGCAUACAAACUUCAAUGCACGGUUCAAAUGUGAUGCUCUGAAGCUUGCUAUGGUGAAGAAUCAGCGACUCGCAGAAAAGCUUAUUAAAGGAAAUAUAUACGAUUGUGUCUGUCGAUUUGAACCAGCUAGCUGA
This is a messenger RNA of Fraxinus pennsylvanica, 2889 nucleotides long. Lineage: Eukaryota; Viridiplantae; Streptophyta; Magnoliopsida; Lamiales; Oleaceae. The record is from the annotation of a GenBank genome assembly.